CAUUUACGUUUAUAAUGAAACAUUUUUCACCUUUAUUCAGAAAAUGCUGAAUUCUGGAACACUGUGAAUAUUUGGGAAGUUGUUGUACUCACUCUUGUUCAUUCAUGCACACAGAUGUGUUUGUCAGUGCAGUGUUGCAGAAGAGCACUACUGAGCAUUUACAUCCAGCAGUGUCACUUUUCCCCUCAAAUGUCUUUUUGUCCAUAUUUUGUACACACUGACUGAACUUAAAGUCCUGUACUGAAAUGAUUAGGUGCGAAUAGUUAGACCCCUACAGUUUAGUGGGCUGUGCUUCAGACUGACUUCAAUAUACAGAUUGUUUAAAUGUUGUUGAUAACUAAUAUUCAGCUAAUUUGUCUUUAGAAAAUAAAAAGUAGCUCUUAAUUGGAUUUAGUAGUAGUAAGUGCUGUCACAUUUUAUUCCCUCAUCUCUGAUUUCUCUUUAACAGUCAUCAAUUCACGCCAAUAUGAAGUUGGUGAUGAGCUCGGUGAAGGAGGUUUUGGAACCGUCUAUGCAGCGACUCGUUUGGAUGAUGGACUUCAGGUAUGGAUCUGAACAGCAAUAUUAAUCUAGCCAAUCAUUUUUGUCCUGUUAUUCUGGUCUCACCAUUGCCUUUGCUCAUAAUUCUAACACAUCCACUCUUUUGUUUUGUUGAUCAGGUUGCAGUGAAAUACUGCUCGAUGUUCGACACAACGUUCAUCCGCAUUGAUGGUUUUGCUCAACCACUUCCAAUAGAAAUUGUUCUUCAAACCCUUGUGAAUCAAGGCCCAAGGGUUCCUGAAAUUAUUGAGCUUCUGGACUGGAAGGUGGAACGUGACUUCUACUGCAUGGUCCUGGAACGGCCCAUACCCUGUCAGCCCUUGAACAACUUCAUAGAAAGCUAUGUUGGGCCCAUUGAUGAAGAUGACAUACGGUUCAUCAUGAAACAGGUUGUAUUCGCAGCUCAAGCUUGCUGCCAAAGAAAAGUGUUACACCGAGAUAUCAAGCUGGAGAACCUUCUGAUCAACCCGGACACCCUUGAGGUCAAAUUGAUUGACUUCGGGUGCGGGGAUAUCCUCGAAGAUGAGGCUUACACAGACUAUUCUGGCACAGCGGAGUAUCGUCCUCCUGAGUUUCUGGAGACUGGCAAAUACCACGGAGAACCAGCGACAGUGUGGUCUCUCGGAAUAGUCUUGUUUGUAAUGCUUUUCUGGAAGUUUCCAACAAGACGAGAACUGAAUACGAUCAUGAAUAAAGACAUAGAAGGCCUGUCAGAAGGUGAGAUCUUCAUUUCAGCACAGAACAGUUGUAAUUUGAAUUACCAAAAAAUCAAUUUCAAGGUGAUCAUGUCUCUCUCUUCUUUCUGCACAGAAUGCUGCGAUUUUAUGCGCUGUUGUCUCAAGAUAGACCCCAGAGAGCGGAUUAAACUGGAGCGACUCAACCGCCACAGCUGGAUUAAGACCAACGAAGAGAAGAAGAGCAGCGAAAUAAUGGUCAUCAACUCAUCCUCUUAUGAACUUGGCGUUCUGCUGGGUAAAGGAGGCUUUGGACUUGUUCAAGCUGCAACCCGACUAGAGGAUGGCCUUCAGGUGGCAAUUAAAACUGCCUACACCGAGAACGUCAAGUUCAUCGACAUUGACGGCUAUCCGGAAUCACUUCCAAUGGAGGUUGCUCUUUUAGUUCUUGCAAACCAAGAGCCCGCAAUACAGGAAAUAAUUAAGCUUUUGGACUGGCGCGUGGAUGAGGACGAGUACAUCAUGGUCCUAGAGCGGCCCAUGCCCUCUGAAGAGCUGCUCUCCUUUCUCCUGCGCCAAGAGUCGAUCAUCGAUGAGGAUGGGGCACGGUUGAUCAUGUGGCAGGUAAUAUUUGCAGCUCAAACGUGCUGCAGACGCAAAGUCUUUCAUCGCGAUAUCAAGAUGGAGAACAUCCUGAUCAACCCGGACACCCUCGAAAUCAAAUUGAUCGACUUUGGAUGCGGGGAAAUCCUCACCGAUGCUCCUUACACAAGUUUUGCUGGCACAGAUGACUAUGUCCCACCUGAGUAUCGGAUAACUGGCGAGUACCACGGUAAAACAACGACAGUGUGGUCUCUUGGGCUACUCCUUUAUGUGAUGAUGUGUGGAGAUUUUCCAAAUCGACACGACCUGCAAAUGAUCAGACGUAACAUCUGGACCAAAGAUCACUUGACAAAAGAAUGCUGUGAUUUGAUCCGCUGCUGUCUCCAGAUCGAGCCAGAGCAGCGAAUUGAACUUGAGAAACUGAGUCUCCAUGACUGGUUUAGGGUAUUAUUUACAUUCUGAACAUUCUUUAAUAUUUGCACUCUUUUUUAUCUUCCUAAAUUUUCAUAAUUGUUUAAAAAUCUUUUUUAGAUGUUCUUUGGUUAAUAAUGCAUUAAAUAGCAGACCUCAAUUUUGU
Messenger RNA from Danio rerio (zebrafish), 2394 nucleotides. NCBI's taxonomy places the organism in Eukaryota, Metazoa, Chordata, Actinopteri, Cypriniformes, Danionidae. The record is from RefSeq and is a predicted model, not a curated record.